AAAUGAUAAAGCAAGACAUGUCCAUAUGAAUAUUUGUAGCAGCAAAAUUUCAUGAAAAAGAGAGAAUUUCAUCUGGGAGUGGCUAUUUGAUAGCAUGGUAUGGAUAAUUGAUGGAUGAUAAUGCAUCAUCAUGAAACAGUUCCUAACAAUUUGGGUACCUCAAGCUGACACAGCUUUACGUGUAUUAUCAUUAUCCUGUUGCUAUAAAUACGCUUAGCUUUCCUUCCAGUUCUGCAUAUGCAUUGUUUCUCACUUGGAUUUGGAACAAGCAACAGUGUGAGGUUGCGGUGCUGUGUGUGCUGCAAUUUCAUUUGAUAGUGCUGGUGAUUUGAAUCGAACCAUUUCGAGGGUAUGAGUUUUUGCUUUAUUGAUUCGUCAAGAGUAGAAAGAUGACUGUGGGGGCAGCGAUAUCUGUUGCAGAUGGAAACUUGAUGGUGUUGGGGAAGAAAGUGCUGAGCCAUGUCCAUGAAAACGUUGUUGUUAGCCCUGCAUGUGAGGGUGCGUUGCUCAAUGGGGCAUUCAUUGGGGUUGAAUCCCAUCAAAAGGGUAGUCGCACAGUCUUCCCAAUCGGCAAGCUUGAGGGGUUGCGGUUUAUGUGUGUUUUCCGGUUCAAGAUGUGGUGGAUGACGCAGAGAAUGGGCACUUGCGGACAAGAAGUUCCCUUUGAGACGCAGUUCUUGCUUGUUGAAGCACAAAGUGGCUCUGAUAUUGAUGCAGAAGAAGACCAAUCUGCUGCUACCUAUGCAGUUUUCUUACCCCUUCUGGAAGGAGAUUUCAGAGCAGUUCUUCAGGGGAAUGAUCAAAACGAGAUUGAGAUCUGUGUGGAAAGUGGUUGUCCCGCUGUGGAGGACUUCGAUGGGUCUCAUUUGGUUUAUAUCGGAGCUGGAUCCGACCCUUACGAAGUCAUUACAACUUCUGUCAAAGCUGUGGAGAAACACUUACAGACCUUUGCUCAUCGCGAGCGAAAGAAGAUGCCAGAUAUGUUGAACUGGUUUGGAUGGUGUACAUGGGAUGCUUUCUACACUAAUGUCACUUCAGAGAAUGUGAAGCAAGGAUUACAUAGCUUCGAGAAAGGUGGAAUUCCUGCCAAGUUUGUUAUAAUUGAUGAUGGCUGGCAAUCUGUUGACAUGGACCCCAAUGGUACUGAAUGGAAAUCUGAUCAUGCAGCCAAUUUUGCAAAUCGCUUAACCAACAUCAAAGAGAAUCACAAAUUUCAGAAGGAUGGCAAAGAAGGUGAAAGAGUAAAUGACCCAGCUCUGGGACUUCGUCAUAUUACCAAUGAAAUCAAACAAGAGCAUUAUAUAAAGUACGUAUAUGUGUGGCACGCAAUAACAGGAUAUUGGGGUGGUGUUAAGCCUGGGGUGACCGGCAUGGAGCACUACGACUCAAAGAUGGCCUUCCCUGUCUCAUCUCCUGGAGUUGAGUCAAAUCAACCAGAUGAAGCUUUGGCAACCAUUGCCAUCAAUGGGCUUGGCCUUGUGAAUCCCGAGAAAGUUUUUCACUUUUAUGAUGAACUUCACUCGUAUUUGGCAUCUGCUGGUGUUGAUGGUGUCAAGGUUGAUGUUCAGAAUAUCCUUGAAACUCUUGGAGCAGGACAUGGUGGGAGGGUGAAACUUGCAAGAAAAUACCACCAAGCAUUAGAGGCAUCAAUUUCCAAGAACUUCCCUGAUAAUGGAAUCAUCUGUUGCAUGAGUCACAACACUGAUGGACUAUACAGCGCAAAGCGUUCAGCUGUUAUUAGGGCAUCAGACGAUUUCUGGCCAAGAGACCCUGCUUCCCACACGAUUCACAUUGCAUCGGUGGCUUACAAUACUAUUUUCCUUGGUGAAUUUAUGCAGCCAGACUGGGAUAUGUUUCAUAGCCUGCAUCCAAUGGCUGAAUACCAUGCAGCAGCACGAGCUGUAGGAGGAUGUCCAAUUUAUGUCAGUGACAAGCCAGGACACCAUGACUUUGAUCUUUUGAAGAAACUUGUACUACCUGAUGGUUCUAUUCUGAGAGCUAAACUUCCAGGAAGACCAACAAAGGAUUGUUUAUUUACUGAUCCAGCCAGAGAUAGAAAGAGUCUCCUGAAGAUUUGGAACAUUAAUGAUUUUUCUGGAGUUGUUGCGGUAUUCAAUUGCCAAGGAGCUGGGUGGUGCAAAGUUGACAAGAAAAACCUUAUCCACGAUGACAAUCCAGACACUGUCACAGGUUUCAUUAGAGCUAAAGAUGUUGACUAUUUAUCUAGGAUAGCAGAUGAUAAAUGGACAGGAGAUGUCGUUCUAUAUUCCCAUCUGGGUGGAGAAGUGGUUUACCUUCCAAAGGAUGCAACCCUCCCAGUGACGUUGAAAUCCAAAGAAUAUGAAAUUUUCACAAUAGUUCCGGUCAAGGAAUUGAGCAAUGACAUCAGAUUUGCUCCUAUUGGUUUAAUAAAGAUGUUCAAUUCAGGAGGGGCCGUCAAAGAAUUCUUCAGUUGGAGAUCUAAUGAAAGUACAAAUGUAACCAUGAAAGUUCGUGGUUGUGGCCAAUUUGGUGCUUAUUCAUCAGCUCAGCCAAAGUUAAUAAGUGUCGAUUCAGAAGAGGUAGAAUUCCGGUAUGAGGAAGAAACUGGAUUGGUGACUGUUGAAUUGAGGGUACCCGAGAAAGAGUUAUACCAAUGGAGUAUUUCCAUUGAUUUUUGAAUCAAGGACUUUGUCUACUUUUAAUGCAUAUCCAUAGUUCAUGACAAGUUGACGAAUGUACGUGGACCAGUGGACUAAGAACAGUAAAAUUUAAUCAGAAGCAAUAAAUGAAUAUCACAAAUUUCUCAA
Messenger RNA from Vigna angularis (adzuki bean), 2789 nucleotides. RefSeq names its product probable galactinol--sucrose galactosyltransferase 1. The transcript is spliced from 13 exons. Bases 390 to 2660 code for a protein of 756 amino acids. The record is from RefSeq and is a predicted model, not a curated record. Lineage: Eukaryota; Viridiplantae; Streptophyta; Magnoliopsida; Fabales; Fabaceae.